CAACUUCGCAACCUCCACACAUACACAACAUGACUUCCCAACCAUUGCCAACUCCGAAUUAUGAUGAAGAGGUCGAUUUUCAGGCGCUCGCGAUGACCGAUCCCGACUUUGCCAAAUUCUACGAUGACGCAAACGGUCAUGUCAAUUUUCAAGACCCAAAGGCAUUGCAACAGCUUACAAAGAGUGUGCUGAAACGCGACUUCAAUAUCGAGCUUGAGCUUCCCGAUGACAGAUUAUGCCCGCCUGUUCCCGUGAGGUACAACUAUGUUCGAUGGCUGCAGGAACUACUCGACUCCACCGAUAAUUCCGAAGAUUUGGAGAAGAAAGAUAUAAUUGGCUUGGACAUUGGUAUCGGCGCAUCAUGCAUCUACAGCCUGCUAGCCUGCGCUUUACGACCAACUUGGAAGAUGCUAGGCACAGAUAUCGACCCCUCGAACUUCAACAAUGCAAACGACAACAUAAAAAGAAAUAAUCUCGAAUCUCGAAUCAGUACUAAGCUAAACGUCGCCGAGGAUGCCUUGAUCAACCCAAAGGCGUUUGGAGUGGACAAACUCGACUUCACCAUGUGUAAUCCUCCUUUUUACUCGAGUGCGGAGGACAUGGCGGUGAGUAGUGCGGGCAAGAGUGGUGCACCUAGUGCCGUGUGUACGGGUGCGGACGUGGAGAUGAUCUGUGAGGGCGGUGAUGCUGGCUUCGUACUGCGCAUGGUCGAGGAGAGUAUAGAACUGGGCAACACUGUCAGGUGGUACACGAGCAUGCUCGGGAAACUCUCUAGUGUGCAUCAAGUCAUCGAUCGUCUGAAGGAGAUCGGUGUCACCAAUUGGGCUGUCACUCUACUCCGAGCGGGUAACAAAACCAGACGAUGGGCUGUGGGUUGGAGUUUUGGAGACAGGAGACCAAGCAACGCAAUCGCCAGAGGCAGUGAUGUCGGCACCCACAUCUUGCCCUACCCAACAGCUCAAACCAUCCACACCAUCGGAUUUACACGAUCUGAAGCUGCAGACUUACUGAACGACACGCUCAAACAACUCGACCUUCAGUGGUCUUGGAACGCCGAAGAAUGGGUAGGCCAUGGCGCUGCCAGUCAAAACGUAUGGUCUCGCUCAGCAAGACGCAAGCGUAAGAGAGUGGAGAUGGAACAGGAAGACGGGCAGGAGUCGAAGCCUGAGCCCGAAGCUCCCAAGAAAGAGUCUGCUGAUGUGGCAUUGGAGUUUGAUAUCGAAGUCAAAGAAGGUGACAUGGAAGUUCGUUGGCGACAGGGCAAAGACAGCAUUUUAUUCGAGAGCUUCUGCGGUAUGCUGAAGAGGGCGAUGAAGCAAAAGUGAUUAAGAUAGAAGCAGAUAGCCAAGACUUGUAUGAUCAACCUUUACUCACAGCC
Molecule: messenger RNA, 1378 nt
Organism: Aureobasidium pullulans EXF-150
Lineage: Eukaryota; Fungi; Ascomycota; Dothideomycetes; Dothideales; Saccotheciaceae
Exons: 4
Coding region: 30-1325 (431 amino acids)
Biological process (GO): rRNA base methylation
Cellular component (GO): nucleus
Molecular function (GO): 23S rRNA (adenine(1618)-N(6))-methyltransferase activity
Source: RefSeq, a predicted model, not a curated record